Molecule: messenger RNA, 221 nt
Organism: Gongylonema pulchrum
Lineage: Eukaryota; Metazoa; Nematoda; Chromadorea; Rhabditida; Gongylonematidae
Source: the annotation of a GenBank genome assembly
GAGCAGCGCUGUUGAUACUGUUUGUUAUCCUGAGUUUUAUUGCAACCGUAUUCUGCCAUUCGCAGUCGAUGCGUUACACGCAGCUGAUCCUAGCGCUUGCAGCAAUUAUCUCACCAUUAUUUGCUGCACUGUCUGCAAUUGGAUUAAUGCUGCUUGCCGGAUUUCAUCUCAACGUGCUCGUUAUCAUGUCGCCAUUCCUAACGUUAGCUAUAGGUAUAGGU